AUGGAUUCCUCCUUCAACUCAAGAAUGUCUCCUUCAAAAACUCUUUCAUUGAAUGAUUGCUUAACCAUCAUCAUUGAUUACACUCGCUUAAUUAUUUCUUCUACGUCCAAUGACCCAAAAAACCUUACCUUUAGAUUAAUAACCCCCAACUUUCCCAAAUUUGAGAUUCCUCUUGAUAUCUUAUGCAACAAUAAUGAUAUCAACAACCAAUGUUUGUACGAAAUCUUUGAAGCCUUGCCUAACUACCUAAUGAACUUGGUUAUACGUGAUAUGAGAGAUUGUGCUAGAAAAAUGGUUCAACGUGGAAAAUUGGAGGCGGUGAAUUUGGCUCUUCGAUGGGUUAAUUCGCACAUUGGAAAAGAAGAUGAAUUUGAUCUAAAUCAUGCUUAUCAUAAUGAUCAACAAAUUGUGGGUUUAUCAUCAAAUUUGGAAGUUGAUAUUACUUCAGAUUCUAAGGAUCAAUGUUCAAUUUGUUUUGAAGAGUUUUGCAAUGGAUCGGAGACGGAACUCUUUUAUACAAAAUGUUCUCAUAUUUUUCAUAAAAUGUGUAUUGCUAAAUGGAUCUGUCAAUGUGUGACUCAUACACACAUUUAUUCUUGUCCAUUGUGUAGAUGUGAGAUAAUGUGA
Messenger RNA from Lathyrus sativus (Indian pea), 627 nucleotides. The record is from the annotation of a GenBank genome assembly. Lineage: Eukaryota; Viridiplantae; Streptophyta; Magnoliopsida; Fabales; Fabaceae.